CUGAUUAACAUUCACAUUGAAACCGUCAAGGAUACAAACAACACAGCCAUGUUGAAGAUAGCCCUCCUAGUUGUUGGAGUUGCAUAUGUAUGCAAUGCUGCUGAAGGCGUGAAAAUACACUGCCCCAUCACACGGAUGCCAGGGGGCCUAGGCAUAUAUAAGAAACCAGAUGAUGUCAGUCAGAGAGUAGUACAAGCGGUGAUUGAUGAUGUCGCUGCACGAUUGGGGAAUGUUCUUAUACUCAAGUGGAAAGUGAGGAAAUACAGAACUCAAGUUGUGGCUGGAGUUAACUACUACUUGAAACUAAAAGUGAAGUAUGCUGGUGAUAUCCACUUUAUCCACAUCAAAGUCUUCCAGUCUCUUGACCAGAAAUACACCCUCCAAGCAGUAGCUCCAGGGAUGCCACGCUCAGGAUGCAUUGAGGCAACAGACUUUGAAUAAAUGUGCCACUUCCAGGGGGAUGCACCAAACAAACUGACUUAAAUUCAGCUUAUCCCUUUAAGACUGCAUAAACAAACUUCAUAAGCAUCAUCAAUUUGAGUGUCACAAAUUGUGUAAGAUUAAAGAUGGAAAAAUCGAUGAUCAAGCUCCUGUUGGAUCUUUCACUAUAGUGCAUCAAAGUAUGCAACAAAAUCUUAUGUAGGGUAACAAGGCACGGGAUAAACAACAUUGAGUCAAAAAAUGAAAGUAACUGCCUUUACCCAGAAAUUUAAAAGAUAAUCACCUCUAGAUUUCCAUUCUAAAAAACAUCAAUGAAAAUUUCAAAUCAAUUCAUUCAGCAGUAGAAAAUCUGCUGAAAAGAAAACUUUAAAAUCACUGCAACCUGCCCAACUAUCAGUACUAACCCACCAAACAAGCUGACGAAAAUAUCCU
Messenger RNA from Owenia fusiformis, 873 nucleotides. NCBI's taxonomy places the organism in Eukaryota, Metazoa, Annelida, Polychaeta, Sabellida, Oweniidae. The record is from the annotation of a GenBank genome assembly.